Messenger RNA from Urocitellus parryii (Arctic ground squirrel), 944 nucleotides. Its product is annotated as protein lifeguard 1-like. NCBI's taxonomy places the organism in Eukaryota, Metazoa, Chordata, Mammalia, Rodentia, Sciuridae. The record is from RefSeq and is a predicted model, not a curated record. Gene Ontology annotation, cellular component: membrane.
CAAGAGAAAUAGAUCUUUUUCUCUUCAAAAUGAAAAUGGACUUGGAGAUCAGUGAGCCAAUAGACUUUAGUUCGGGAGAUCAACAUCUGAUUCGGAAAGCAGCAGAUAAAAGGGCCCAAUCUCAAUCUGGCCAGCCCCCCAAAUCUACACCUUCACCUGGGGUCCAGGAAGCCCAAGGGAGUCCACACCCCAAGGCUACUGAUCGCGCACAUACCUAUGUGGUACAAAUUUCAGAUGAGCCAACCCCAGCUGACAGCAGUACAGUCACAACCACCGCAUUCUCAGACGAUGCUGUCCGCAGAGCUUUCAUUGUGAAAGUGUUCCUUCUCCUGUCAGCCCAGUUGUUGGUCACUGCGACAAUUAUCAGCAUGUUUAUUUUCUGGAAAGGUUUAAAAACAUGGGUACGUUCAAACCCCUGGUUCACCUAUGCACUCUUCCCAGCAUUUUUUGUUGUACUAAUUAUACUUGCCUGCUGUGGGAAUCUCCGCCGUCAGGUGCCUGCAAAUUACAUUCUCCUGGGAUUCUUUACACUUCUUCAAGGUCUGCUGCUUGGAACCAUAUCAGUUUUCUAUAAUGCGGAGGAAGUGUUGUGGGCCACAGCAGCAACCACUCUGGUGACAUUAGCACUCACUAUAUUUGCUCUACAAACAAAAUGGGAUUUUACCUUGCUAAACGGAAUGCUGUUCGUUUUCCUCUUCGUACUUGUAAUCUAUGGAAUUCUCUUAAUCUUCAUUCGAUCAUAUUGGCUGCACGUGCUGUAUGCUGGACUCGGAACCGUGCUCUUCUCCAUGUACCUGGUGAUGGAUGUGCAGCUCAUGGUGGGAGGGCGUCAUCACCACUCUGACCUGGACCCGGAAGAAUACGUUUUUGCUGCCCUGAACAUCUACUUGGACAUCAUCAACCUCUUCCUUUUUAUUUUGCAACUGAUUGGACUGGGACGGUAG